AUGCUGGGUCUUACUUGGUCUCGACGUUUUGGUGCCGGUGCCAUCUUGGCAUCGGUUCUGGCCUCUGAAGUAUCUACCCAGAAGACCUCCUCCACUGGUGGCAUUGUGGUCGGCGGUACGUCGUUCGCUCUGAACGGCGACCAUGUCUCCUACCGCUUCCACGUGGACCCAAAUUCAGGCGAUCUCAUCUCGGACCACUUCGGCGGCUCUGUGGGCGAGAAUGUCGGCAUGCACAUCCCCGAGGUCAAUGGUUGGGUAGGCCUUCCCGGCCGUGUCAGACGAGAGUAUCCCGACCUUGGCCGGGGUGACUUCCGAAUUCCCGCCUUACAAAUUCGCCAGUCCCGAGGGUCUACCGUUAGCGAUAUGCAGUACCAAUCACAUCAUGUCGUGCAGGGAAAGCCUGCGCUGGCUGGCCUGCCGGCGACAUUCGGCAGCGAUGAUGAGGUAUCGACCUUGGUUGUACAUUUGUAUGACAACUACAGCUCAGUGGCAGCCGAUCUGAGUUAUUCCAUCUUUCCCAAAUUUGAUGCCAUCGUGCGAAGCGUCAACAUCACAAACGAGGGGCAGAGCAACAUUACCAUCGAGAAGGCGGCAACGAUGAGGGUUCGAAGGAAGGUUGAAUACGGGACCCAGGGGUUUGGAAGUACCGCUGGUUAUUCGUCUCAUUUCCAUAACCCAUUUCUCUCUCUCCUAACACCCACCACGACCGAGUCCCAAGGAGAAGCUUGGGGGUUCUCUCUCGUCUACACGGGUUCUUUCUCUGUCGAUGUCGAGAAGGGAUCCCAAGGAUUUACACGGGCUAUGCUUGGCUUCAACCCCUAUCAGCUCUCCUGGCCCCUGGCGCCCGGUGAGACGCUCACCACUCCUGAGUGUGUUUCUGCGUACUCUCGAUCCGGGAUCGGGGGUGUAUCACGUAUCUUUCACCGUCUCUAUCGAAACAGUCUGACCAAGAGCCACUUCGCUAUCGAGACGCGACCGGUCCUGCUUAACAGCUGGGAGGGUCUGGCAUUCGACUACAACCAGAGUACCAUCUACAACUUAGCACAGGAGUCGUCACAGCUCGGUGUGAAGCUUUUCGUGCUGGACGACGGUUGGUUUGGUAACGAAUACCCCCGUGUCGAUGACAAGGCCGGUCUGGGCGACUGGGAAGUCAACACUGAUCGGUUUCCUGAAGGCAUCGCCUCUCUCGUGGACCAAGUAACACAACUAAAGGCCGCUAAUUCAACAGAAAACCUGCAGUUUGGCUUGUGGUUUGAACCUGAGAUGGUGAACCCCAACUCCACUCUCUACAACGAACAUCCCGACUGGGCUCUGCAUUCUAGGGAUUACCCUCGCACAGUCAGGCGAGAUCAGCUUGUGCUAAAUGUGGCGCUCCCGGAGGUCCAGGAUUUCAUGAUUAAGUCUGUCUCGAAUAUCCUGGGAAAUGCCUCCAUCUCAUAUGUCAAGUGGGACAACAAUAGGGGGAUUCACGAGACGGGUAGUCCAGAUGUGGACCAUGCAUACAUGCUGGGCUUGUAUCACGUAUUCGAUGUGCUCACCACCCGCUUUCCAGACGUAUUAUGGGAAGGUUGCGCCUCAGGCGGUGGGCGAUUCGAUCCAGGCGUUCUACAGUACUUCCCACAGAUCUGGACAAGUGACAACACAGAUGCGCUCGAGAGGCUGCAUAUUCAGUUUGGGACAUCUCUCGUGUACCCACCCUCGUCAAUGGGCGCCCAUAUAUCCGCAGUCCCGAAUGGACAGACAGGCCGAACUAUCCCCAUCGUUUUCAGAGCCCACGUCGCCAUGAUGGGAGGAUCUUUCGGGCUCGAACUGGACCCAGCCGUCAUGCCCGCCGAUGAAAAGGCCGUCGUACCUGAGUUAAUUGCCAUGGCUGAAAAGGUGAACCCUAUUGUAGUCAGGGGUGAUCUGUGGAGACUCAACCUACCAGGCGAGUCCAACUGGCCCGCCGCACUUUUUAUUGAUGAGGAUGGCAGCCAGGUUGUUCUAUUCGCGUUCCAGAUACGGGCAAUGGUUAAUAGCCCGUACCCCCGGGUCAGGCUCCAGGGGCUCGACCCAGGGGCGAGCUAUCACGUUGGAAAUAGGGGCGCAAAUGGGACGUACUCCGGAUCAACUUUGAUGAGAAUGGGAAUACAAUUCGCUUUUCAAGGAGAUUAUGAUAGCCGGGUUCUGUUUAUCGAGAAAGCAUGA
Messenger RNA from Pseudomassariella vexata, 2187 nucleotides. Its product is annotated as alpha-galactosidase 2. Bases 1 to 2187 code for a protein of 728 amino acids. Lineage: Eukaryota; Fungi; Ascomycota; Sordariomycetes; Amphisphaeriales; Pseudomassariaceae. The record is from RefSeq and is a predicted model, not a curated record. Gene Ontology annotation, molecular function: alpha-galactosidase activity. Gene Ontology annotation, biological process: carbohydrate catabolic process. The transcript is spliced from 4 exons.